This is a messenger RNA of Seriola dumerili (greater amberjack), 4149 nucleotides long. RefSeq names its product exostosin-1a-like. The transcript has 11 exons. Gene Ontology annotation, cellular component: membrane. The coding region runs from base 952 to 3183 and encodes 743 amino acids. NCBI's taxonomy places the organism in Eukaryota, Metazoa, Chordata, Actinopteri, Carangiformes, Carangidae. The record is from RefSeq and is a predicted model, not a curated record. Gene Ontology annotation, molecular function: glycosyltransferase activity.
CCGCUCUGCUCUGCUCUGCUUGGCUUGCAGUCUCUACAGCACCUCUUGUUCUUGUAUAUGUGUGUGAGCCACCGCUUGAACACUUUACGCGACUGGAGACAUUUACGGAGAAAUUAGCCUGUCGGUUUCGUCGGGAGUGCGACAGAUAAGUUGUGGAUGAAUGAAGGAACAUGGUCGUAGACGGGGAGUAGAGGCUGCCUGGCUGUCUUUACUUCCAAGCAACGUUAAAGCUACUUUGAUGCGACCGCUUAGCUAACAAGCUAACUGGGAAUGUUUUCAGAAACUAGCCAGGUAGUUAGCUUGCUGGCUAGCUAAAUCGGCUGUAGAAAUUCGCUAUAUAAAUUUAGCAAACAGCCAUAAUGAUACUUUUAUCUUUAUCGUUUAGUGAAAUAAAUGCGGCAGCAAUAGAGGCAAUAUGCUGAAUGUUUAGGGCUCCGGUGCCCGCUUGGUAGCUAAUUUCCAGCAGGGACAAUAGUUGACUGUCCAGGCAACAAGUCUAGUACACACUGCUGCUAAACAGGCUCAAGUUUGUACUCAUUUUGUGCAGUGAUGUUAUUAGUUACUGUGUGGCUCUGGUUAGCUACAAAGUAAUGCUCUGUGUUAUAAUGAACGUUUAGGGCAAAGUAAAGGUAGCGUUAUACAAAGGAAAGUAGGGUGCCACUUUAGAUGCCCAGAUUGAGGCACUCUGUUGCAUAGGAGAACCUGUUGUCAGUUAAUCGAUACAACUAUUGACGGGGAGACGAGGUGGAUGAACAUUAUAAAUCGCCCACAUGCGUUGGAUCAGUUCCCGGACUUGUGAAAGGCAUCUGAAGCAGAAGGUGGGAGACGUGAGCGCACAACCCUUGCAGCCCGGGGGAAGAUGGCGGAGCGUUCCCGCAAGAGGUGGUGAAACCAAAACUUGGGGACUUCUUGGAUUUAUCGCCAGACAUCUUAUCUCAGAUCGUAGGACACAUGCAGGCCAAAAAACGGUACUUAAUUCUGUUCUCCGCCGGUGCGUGUGUCAUUCUGUUGUUUUGUUUUGGGGGGAUACAAGUCCCGCUAUCCAGACGUGGACCCAGUCGGCGUGAUGACCGCAGCCUCACCGGGUAUCACCCCGGGGCUCGGUGGCGUCGCUUCCCGGGGUACCUGCAGCCCUUCAGCUCCUGGGAGCAAGAUCGGCGCGAUGAUCACAAUGAACACAUAUCUCCUAGGCAGAAGAGGGACGCUAACUCAGGCGUUUACACUGGAAAACGCUGCAGAAUGGAGUCCUGUUUUGAUUUCUCCCUGUGUGAGAGGAAUGGAUUUAAAGUUUACGUCUACCCCCAGCAGAAAGGGGAAAAGAUGUCAGAGAGUUAUCAGAACAUAUUGUCCUCUAUUGAAGGGUCCAGGUUCUAUACACCUGACCCAGGACAGGCAUGUCUGUUUGUCCUGAGUCUGGACACACUGGACCGGGACCAGCUUUCACCGCAGUAUGUGCACAACCUGAAAGCAAAAAUCCAGAGCCUUCCUUUGUGGAAUGGGGGCAAAAACCACAUCAUCUUCAACUUAUACUCCGGCACCUGGCCAGACUACACGGAAGACCUUGGCUUCGACAUCGGUCUUGCUAUGUUGGCUAAGGCCAGCAUCAGCACAGAGAACUUUCGGCCUAACUUUGACGUUUCUAUUCCUCUUUUCUCUAAAGACCACCCUAGGACAGGAGGGGAAAGAGGCUACCUGAAACAUAACACCAUUCCCCCUUAUAGGAAGUACAUGCUUGUUUUUAAGGGGAAGAGGUACCUAACUGGAAUAGGUUCAGACACUAGGAACGCUUUAUAUCAUGUUCAUAACUCAGAGGAUGUCGUCCUCCUCACCACCUGUAAGCAUGGGAAAGACUGGCAGAAGCACAAGGAUGCACGCUGUGAUAAAGACAACGCAGAAUAUGACAAAUAUGACUACAGAGAGAUGCUGUACAACUCCACAUUUUGUCUGGUACCUCGAGGACGACGGCUGGGUUCCUUUCGCUUCUUAGAGGCUUUGCAGGCAGCUUGUGUGCCCGUGAUGCUAAGUAAUGGCUGGGAGCUUCCCUUCUCGGAGAUCAUCGACUGGAAUACGGCAGCUGUGAUUGGGGACGAAAGGCUGCUAUUACAGAUCCCCUCAACAGUACACUCCAUCCACCAGGAUAAGAUCCUCUCCCUGAGACAGCAGACCCAGUUCCUAUGGGAGGCUUACUUCAACUCUGUGGAGAAAAUAGUACUGACCACACUGGAGAUCAUCCAGGACCGAGUACUGCAGCACACCUCAAGGAGUAACCUCAUGUGGAACAGUCUGCCCGGAGGUCUUUUCACCCUGCCUCAGUACUCUACAUACCUGGGAGACUUCCCUUUCUAUUACGCUAAGCUGGGUAUCAAGCCAUACUCCAAGUUUACAGCAAUCAUUCAUGUGGUGACCCCACUGGUCUCCCAGUCUCAGCCAGUCAUGAAGCUGCUUGUGGCUGUGGCCAAAUCCCAGUAUUGUGCUCAGGUGAUAGUCCUGUGGAAUUGUGACAAGCCUCUUCCUGCCAAGCACCGCUGGCCUGCCACCUCAGUCCCUGUCAUUGUUAUAGAAGGGGAAAGCAAGGUGAUAAGCAGUCGUUUUCUGCCCUACGACACCAUCCCCACUGAUGCUGUCCUCAGUCUGGAUGAGGACACCGUGCUCUCCACCACAGAGGUGGACUUUGCUUUCACGGUCUGGCAGAGUUUUCCAGACCGCAUUGUUGGUUACCCAGCCCGCAGCCACUUCUGGGACAGCAACAAGGAGCGGUGGGGCUACACUUCCAAAUGGACCAACGACUACUCCAUGGUGCUGACUGGGGCUGCCAUCUAUCACAAAUACUACCACUACUUGUACACUACUUACCUUCCAGCCAGUCUGAAGACUAUGGUUGACCAGAUGUCGAACUGCGAGGACAUUCUGAUGAAUUUUCUGGUGUCGUCAGUCUCUAAACUACCACCCAUCAAGGUCACCCAGAAGAAACAAUACAAGGAGACCAUGAUGGGACAGAGCUCCCGGGCGUCUCGCUGGGCUGACCCGGACCACUUUGCCCAGCGUCAGACCUGCAUGAACAAGUUUGCCAGCUGGUUUGGCACCAUGCCCCUGGUCCAUUCUCAGAUGAGGCUGGACCCAGUCUUGUUCAAAGACCAGGUGUCCAUACUGCGGAAGAAGUACAGGGAUAUCGAGAGACUAUAACCCUUCAGAGCCCCCCCGCUCUCUGGACACAACAAAGAAAGAGUGAGGGGGCGGACAUGUAGAGAAACGCAGAGCCUUUCCAUGACUGCAUGGACGGAUCAAUGGAGAAACAAAUGGGAUUGGGGAGACGGGGGAGGAGGUAAAGAAACUAGAACAGAAGAGGAGAAUAGCACAUCCAUUGGUCUCCUUCAUUAUGUCCUUUGUACUUCCUCCAUUUCUCCUCUGUACCCUUUCUCUAAUGUGUAUUAGGGGAUAGCAGAGUGCACGGGCCCCACGAUUACACUAUUGACUACCAACAACUGAAGGACACCUGAGCACUUUAAAGUGCUCAACGCUGAACUAAAGUGGUCAAAUUCACAGAGUUGGAAAUCACAGCUUGCUGCUUCAGUGUCCCAACAGUGGCAAACCACUCCCAACUCCAUCCCACUGAGAGAGACUGUCUGUUCUGCUCUGUACACUAUGCACAGGUCCCUGAACGUUUUUGCUGACAGAAUAUUAUUGAUAAUUAUGACUAUGAAGAGGAUAACACUAUUUUGGAUUGUGUUUAGCUAUUGUUUUUAUACAGUGAAUGAAUGGCCUACUACUCUCUCUGUAAUGUCUUAAUUAAAACAAAUAGCAGGGUGGGUGAAAAGAGGAAUGACAACCCCUCAACCAUCGUUGAUCUGAUAUUCACAGUGCCUCAAGUUUAUCUAACGGCGUUGGGAUGUGGGAGUCUGAGAGAACGGCAUGGUGCAGAACAAGCACCUUAAUCUUGCUGCUUUCUGUUUUGUUGUUCUCAUGGUUUGUGAUUUUCUUAAUAAUUGAUGAAAUUAUGUAUCUUGUAGUAAAUUCUUCAGGUCAGCAUUCACAUUUUUUCUUUGCUGAAGUGUAAUGAACAUGUAUUUUUAUUCAAUUGAAAAAAACUAAAAACUAAAGUGUCAUCAUGUGUCAUUCUGGACUUCUUUUUCCUGGUAAAACUACAACAGA